This is a messenger RNA of Nipponia nippon (crested ibis), 1014 nucleotides long. Lineage: Eukaryota; Metazoa; Chordata; Aves; Pelecaniformes; Threskiornithidae. The record is from RefSeq and is a predicted model, not a curated record.
AUGAAACUCAAGAAAAACACGGUUAAACUGAAAGCGAGACUAAGGAUGUUUACGCAGCCGAUUUCGACAAGCGCCUUUCCUCUCCGAAAAACGCACCUGCCCUCCCCACCGCCAGGUCCCCGCUCCGCCGGCGGCCCCACACCCCCGGGAGGUACCGGCGGUCCCGGGCCCCGCGUACGCCGCACGGCAACGCCCAGGCCGCUCCGCUCGGACAAAAGCCGCCUGCAGGAGCGGGCCCGGGGCGCAGCCAGGCCGCUGUUCAUCAACGUCUGCAGCUGGAAGAGGGUCCCGGCGCCCAAGGCCCCCGCCGACCCCAUACCUGUCAGUGCGGGGCCGCUUCAAGAAGUAUCUGGCGAAGGAGGUACCAUUAUAGAUAUUGCAUAUAAUCCAGAUGUUCUUCAGAGGGGAGAAGAAAGCCCAGAAAACAUGGAACACUUGAUCCUUUUGACACUUAAAUUUGUUGAGGAACGAUGCAACCUUAUUCUUUCUUACUUGUACACCAUUGAAUCAUUCAAAUUGAAAGGAAGCCGGGAAACGAUGCAGCAACGUCUGAAAGGAAGGCAGAUGCCAACUCCACAUCUCAGUCAGAGCACAAAGAAGGAACUGACACUUGAUCAGCUGCUACACACUAUGGAGGCUGAGGACUGCAGCAAUGCUCCUGUGUUGCUGAAGGAAGAAAGUGUGACACAGUCUAAAGUGCAUCUGAUAGAAGAAAUUACCAGUACUGAAAUGCCAGAGAAGCUAAGUACCCCAGUCUAUGAAAUUAUCACAGUGAAGGAUGCAAACAAGAAACCACUCAAAAUUGAACUCAAAAUUGAAUUGCCUAAGGUUAGCUCUGUUUCUGAGUGCGAUCUGAGAAUUUCAAAGGAUGACAUCAUCAUUGAAGUCCCUGAAAAAUACAAAUUACAACUAGAUCUGCCAGAAGUGGUGGAUGAAGAAACAACUACAGCAGUAUUUCACAAAGGAAAACGAGUAUUGUUUAUCACAAUGCCAGUUGCCAAGCCAGAUCCUUAA